GUUUCGCCAAAUGUUGUCAUCUUCCUCUCCGUUGUCCUCCACCUUUCUCUCUUUUAUGGCUUUAUCUGAACAAAAAGCUCACCGUUUACCAUCCUAACGACAAGGACGCACUGCCCUUUUGAACACUCACGUUCUUUUUCUCCAUAAAAGCUUCAAAAGCUUUUUCCAUCCUCUUCACUCCAAUCACUCUUUUACGGAAGAGCAUAAAUAAGUUUUUUUCGUUUUUUCAAAUAUAAACAUGGCGAAGAUAUUACCAAUUGGGUUUAGGAGGGUAGCAGCGGCGUUUGAUGAGGUGGCACGUGCAAGGCUGUGCCAGAGCAGUGGGAGCGAGCACUCGCCGGAGAGUUCAACUGAUUUAUCCGAUCUUGUGAAGUCUUUUCUUGAAAGAGACAGUACAGGUGGAGGAGAUGAAGAAGAAAACGAUAGAGACCAAACGGGAAUGGGGAAUUUUUGGUGUGAUUCUGAGAAGAUAGAGAUGAUCAAGGGGUUUUUUGGAGAUGAAAAUGAUUGUGAGAAACAAAGGAUCCUUGUAGAAACAGAAUUUGCAUGUAGACUUGCUGGGGAUUGGAAUUCUCAAAGCUUUAAACGUCGGCUGAUGACUCAUUUACGUGAUAGAGGAUUCGAUGCCGGUCUCUGCAAAUCUCGGUGGCAGAAAACUGGGCGGCACCCAGGUGGGAGUUACGAAUAUGUUGAUGUGAAUAUUAAUAAUGGAAGUGGUCGCUACAUUGUGGAAGUACAUCUAGCUGCACAAUUUGAAAUUGCUCGUCCCACAGAUGGUUACGUGUCCCUGCUUGAACUUUUCCCUCCAAUCUUCAUCGGUAAACCAGAACAACUCAAGCAGAUUGUGAGGCUGAUGUCUGCGGCUGUCAAAGAGUCGAUGAAAAGCCUGGACAUGCAUGUGCCACCAUGGCGGAGAAAUGGCUACAUGCAAUUGAAAUGGUUUGGCUCUUAUAAGAGGACGACCAAUGCAGCUUCAAUCACCGAAAAAUCAAAAGCUGAUGAGACUGCUAAAGUUGUAGCAAAUCGAGCCAUGGGAUUUGAGGCCUUGCAAGUGAGGCCAUACUUGUGCAGAGAUGAUUUUGCGAAAAGGGUUGGUUUAAAAGCUGGGCAGCUCACGGCUGCAUUCAAUGAACAAUGACAUGGGCAUCAAAAAGCUUUAGCGCCAUAUUAUUGGUGCCCUUAGAAGUAGUAAAUUUUUUCUUUUUUUUUUGCGAGUCAUUCAUAUAGUGAUAUUGUUUGUUCUUGUACAUCAACUCAAAUGAGUUUGAACUAAACAUUAUGUCUUCCAUAUGAAUUCAGCCAAUCUCAGCUAUCCACCCCUAACGCCAACAUUGAAGGGCAGCAAUUAUUGUUCAUUUAAAAAUUCUCUGUAAACAAAAAUUGUAAAUAUCAUAUUUUUCUUUAUGAUAUAUGGGGAGAUGAAAAGUCAUAUA
Molecule: messenger RNA, 1433 nt
Organism: Mangifera indica (mango)
Lineage: Eukaryota; Viridiplantae; Streptophyta; Magnoliopsida; Sapindales; Anacardiaceae
Exons: 2
Coding region: 239-1138 (299 amino acids)
Source: RefSeq, a predicted model, not a curated record